CUUUACAGACCAAUAUAAAUGAAGGUUUUGCGGUCAAGGCAUCGGGAAGUGGAAAAGCUACAUUAACGGUGAUGGCUGUUUACUAUGAGCUAGUGAGAGCGGAGGAACAAGAAUGCAAAGACUUUGAUCUGUCAGUCACUGUGAAUAAAGAAAUUCUUGCUGGACAUAAUGCUUUGGAGACAAUUUCUCUCAACAUCUGCUUCAGACACCGCAAACCUGUAGAUGCUACCAUGUCCAUCAUUGAUAUUUCCAUGAUGACUGGAUUCUCCCCAGAUGAAAAAGACCUAAACAAGCUUAAGAAUGGAGUGGACAAGUACAUCUCUUACUUUGAGAUAAACAAAGGGGCAUUCGAAAAAGGAGCUCUAAUCAUCUACCUGCAGCAGGUCUCGCACAGUGAGGAACAAUGUCUGAAGGUUAAACUUAACAAAUAUUUAAAUGUGGGACUUGUCCAACCUGGAUCCAUCACAAUCUAUGACUAUUAUUCACCAGAAAGUCGCUGUCAAAAGUUCUACCACACCCAAGAAGAUAACAAGUUAUUUGGUCGCAUUUGUCGGGGAAAUGUGUGUCAAUGUGCUGAAGGCAACUGCUUGAUGAAACAAGAGACAACAGACAAAAACAGAGCUUUAGAUCGAAUGACUAAGGCCUGCAAAUCUGGAUCAGACUAUGUGUUCAAGGCGGUGGUUCUUAAGAUACAUUAUGAAAAGGACUUUGACACAUAUGAAAUGCACAUUAAAGAGGUCUUCAAGAGAGGAACGGAUGAAGAUGCCAAGGGAAAGCAACGAACCUUUAUCAGCCACAUCAAGUGUCGAGAAAAUUUGGGUUUGGAGACAGGAAAAGAUUACAUCAUCUAUGGCUCCUUCCAUAAUGUAUUUCACACAGAGACAUCAGGCUACACCUAUGUCCUGGACAGCGAUUCUUGGAUCGAGUGGUGGCCAAAUGACAGAGAGUGCCAAAACCCUAAGCAUUUAGCCCUCUGUAAUGACUUUGCUGCAGUUGCUGAUGAACUCGAAGUUGUUGGAUGUCAAAGUUGAAAACAAACAGUUCAAAUCUUAU
Molecule: messenger RNA, 1053 nt
Organism: Bufo gargarizans (Asiatic toad)
Lineage: Eukaryota; Metazoa; Chordata; Amphibia; Anura; Bufonidae
Product: complement C3-like
Exons: 11
Coding region: 72-1031 (319 amino acids)
Cellular component (GO): extracellular region
Molecular function (GO): protein binding
Source: RefSeq, a predicted model, not a curated record